This is a messenger RNA of Aspergillus alliaceus, 1165 nucleotides long. RefSeq lists its product as uncharacterized. The transcript has 2 exons. Lineage: Eukaryota; Fungi; Ascomycota; Eurotiomycetes; Eurotiales; Aspergillaceae. The record is from RefSeq and is a predicted model, not a curated record. The coding region runs from base 526 to 861 and encodes 111 amino acids.
CCUGGGUGGCAUCCAAACAAGUAGGCUAAAAUGACCCUGGAACCCACUAAAGCCGCAGUCCGAAGGCGACCACGAAGCCAUUUUACCUUGAUUGGCUUAGUUCGCUGGACUACAUCAGACCAACCAUAUCCAGCAGUAGCUGCAAAUCAUCCACCCGCCUCAUUACUGUCGCCCUUUGGCCUUGACUUUAACUCCGCAUCAGAGUAAAGCUGAUGAACAAUUUUUCUCCAUAACUAUUAUUAGGAGCCUUCUUUUUCCUUCUCAAGGCCCAUCCUCGAUUGCCACUUGAAAAAAUUCUCCGGACUAACUGGAUAUUUACCCCGCAAUGCAAUGCUCAAUGUUCUCAUAAGAGGCCUGUUUGCAAUAUAGCCAUCGUCCUAUAGUCGACCUAGCCUCAAACCCUUUGAGGUGAUACAGACUGUCGCUGAUAUAAUAUAACCUGACCGUACUAUUGAGAUUUAGAUCCCUAAUGCUGCGAAGUGCUUCCGGAAAGAGGCGGUUCUCCUUCCAAAUGGUGGAAAUGAAAUGCUGCAUAAGGUGUUACCUACCUACCCUAUUGCCAACGGGGGUUCCGUCAAUUCCGUUUUGACGUUGGUACUGUACGCCGUCUUUAUUUUACAUACACAGAGUCAUCGAUCCCGCGUGUUUCUCCCACGCAGAAUCUUUGUGUGCGUGGGCAGGACGCAUUCCAAUGCUCCCCGGACUUCAGCGACACAUGCUUCGUUCAAGUACGUGGCUACACACUUAUGUAAUUUACCCAAACCUAACUCGUCGGUCGGUGUGCAUGCGAUAUUUCUGGUAAGGAUUGACGGGGCUUCGCUUCUCUGCAAUGUCGAUCUAUCAGCGUCACGGGCCAGUUAGAUAAGCACGUUUUUGGCGUAAUGGCGACUUGACGGCUUGUAAUGGAGGGGUGGAUGUUUGCUAUAGACUCCCACGGUUGAGAGAUGUAUCAGAUUUCUAUCUGAGUUUACUCGGCUAAGAAGGCGGGAAGUGAUAGAGCAGAUCAUGUAUCUGCAUGCAGUGAUGGUCUGAUCCAUUGAAGAGAAUCCUGGGGGUAUAAUCAUGCAGGUGAUUAGAAUCCUUUCAGAAAAAGCAAAAGAGACGCAAAAAGACAAGAAACGUGAAACGAGGAUUAUAAUAACUGUUAUAAGCAUUAUCAUUGUUG